AUGCGCAGCAUAGACAUCCACGCCCACACCUUUACAUCUACAAUGUUGAAAACUCUGGACGCCGGCCAGGAAUGGUACGGCAUGAGAUACGCGGACGAAUCCAAGGGAUCCGUGUACGUCAGGGAAGGAAAAAUUGUAGGCAUCAACCGCAAGUGCACUUUCACCCCCGAAGAGCGGGUAGCCGAUAUGGACCAGAUUGGCACCGAGGUCCAGGUCGUUUCUCUCCAUACUCCCGUCUUCGGCUACCACCUGGACGCCUCCGCCGGCCUGGCCCAGGCUCAGGAGGUCAACAAUGACAUAUCCGCGUUCGCCAAGGAAGCGCCCUCCAGGUUCGCCGGCAUGUCCACCCUGCCAAUGCAGGACGUAAACGCCGCCAUCGCCGAACUGGACCGGGCCGUCAACACUCUCGGCCUCAAGGGUGCCGAACUGGACACGGUGGUCAAUGGCAAGACUUGGGAUGAGCCGGAGUUUCUGCCCUUCUUUAAGGCCGCCGAGUCCAUGGGAGCUACCCUCUUUUUCCACCCCCAGCCCCAGCACAACCUUAUGCUGGAACGCACCAGCAAGUACGCGCUGAGCAACUCCGUGGGCGUGCCCGUCGAGGACACCCUGUUGGUCGCCGCCCUUAUCUUUGGCGGCGUUAUGGAAAAUUGCCCGGACCUCAAAGUCUGUGUGGCCCACGGUGGCGGCCCCGCCUGCUUCGGUAUGGGCCGGCUGGACCGGGGCUGGCAGGUGCGUUCCGAGGCGCGGGUCAAUAUCACUCGCCCUCCCAGCUACUACAAGAGUCGCCUCUACUACGAUAUCGUCGUCAUGAGCGAGCGGUCGUUGCGGUUCCUUAUCGAUUCGGUGUGGAAUUGA
Messenger RNA from Geodia barretti, 855 nucleotides. NCBI's taxonomy places the organism in Eukaryota, Metazoa, Porifera, Demospongiae, Tetractinellida, Geodiidae. The record is from the annotation of a GenBank genome assembly.